ACACAAACACACUGUCAUCCAACACACACACACACACACUCACCACACACAUACAUACAGAGCUUAAGCCACAAGCUCAACAUCAAGGCAAACACAAGGAUAUAUACACACCAACCCCUGGUCCACGGCCUUUGGUCUGCUGGAGCAGGGGCAGGGCAGUGGGAAACCCCGCCCCUGCGUCAGGCCACGCCCCUUUUGGCUGCUGCUGUGUCCUGGACUUGACCCUGAGGUGUCCUGAGCAGCACCCUAGACCCCAGUCCAGCUAACAGGUGAGGGGUGGCCCGAGGGGGCAGAGUUGGGGGGGGAAUUGUCUUGUCUCCCCAAACCCCCAGUUUCCCCUGCCCUGGGGGUUUUGGACCCCGGUGAGAGAACCCAAGUCCUGCCACGGCUGAGCUUGGCUCCGAAGGCCCAGCCCUAGGUGGCAGCCCCUAAGCCGAUUGUGGGUCAAGAGAAGGUGACCAUGAUAAGGGCCAGCGGGGAUCGAGAGGGAGGGAGGAGACUGGGCAGAAGAGAGGGAGGAAUUACUGGACUGAAGAGGGAGAUUGGAAGAGCUGGGUAGGUCCCCUGAGUUCUGGGGACAGAGGGGGUCACCUGAGAGCCGACAGGGUGAGAGAUCUUGCUGGGUGUGAGGGGGGAGGGGGCACUUGGUCCUGGGCACUUGGGGAGGAGGGCACAAGAGUCUGAUGGGGGGCUUCUGGGUCAAAGGUAGGCUUUGGUGGUCUCCUGGUAUUUGAAGAUCCCUGGGCAUUCCUUCCUUAUCAACUGCCCGUUCUCUGGUCUCCCUAGGCAAAGUCUCCUGGGUGUGCAUCAGGAGGGUGCCACCCAGAGCUCCCAAAAAGGGGCUGCCGUACCUCACCCCAUACCCUAGCUCACUCUUAUCUCAGUUGGACAUGGCCUGCAGGGGCCGCACUCGACCUAGGGGCCUGGCCUGGGCCCUGCGACUGACCCUGGCAUGGAUCCUGCUGGGAGCCUGUGGAAGGAGCCACCCAUUCCCAGCUACGUCCCGGAGACAUCAUGGGCUGGUGGCCGAUCUGGGCACAGGUCAGUUGCACCUGGCAGAGAUGGACACACCAAAGGCAUUGGGCCCUGGGAUCAUCCCAAGGCGCUGUGGGGAGCCGAACCCCGAGUGCAAAUCCUUCCUGGGACACCUCCAAAUUGCCCUCCGCAGUCGCUUGCGCCUGCUGCAGUUGGGGGUCCGCCGGGGGCAGCCGCUCUGCGCAGAGCUCUGCGAUGCCUGGUUUGCCACCUGCGAAAGUGCUAUCGCCUGCGGCCGCACUUGGCUCCCAUUCCCGGAAAAGAAGGGCUGCGAGCCGGACUGCACUAUCUAUGGGCAGACAUUCACUGACGGAGCCGACCUUUGCCGCUCGGUUCUGGGCUCCGCGCUGCCGGUGGCAGCUCCGGGCACCGCUCACUGUCUCAGCAUCUCCAUCUCGGGGCUUCCGCGUCCCGGACACGGACGGAGGGCCCGGGACACCGCCUUCCCGCGCCCCCGCCGCCCUCGCACCUGGAUCCCGGACGCUGCGGGCAGCGGGAGCGGCAGCGGCAGCGGCGGCGGCGCCUAGAGGGCGCCUGGCCUCGGCUGGGAGCUGGUCCC
Messenger RNA from Equus caballus (horse), 1594 nucleotides. NCBI's taxonomy places the organism in Eukaryota, Metazoa, Chordata, Mammalia, Perissodactyla, Equidae. The record is from RefSeq and is a predicted model, not a curated record.